AUGGUGCACACACAGAAGCCAACACCUUCAGGUUUCCAAAGAAAUGAGUAUGCUGAGGCCCAGCUUCAAGAGAUUAUCAAAAAAAUGCGGGAAAGGUCAAAUAUCUAUAAGGAAAAGCUGAACGACCCAGUGCUGUCUUCACCUGAAGGCAGUCCUACAAAAGAGGAGGCAGAAGCAAAGCCAGAGGAGGAUCAUUACUGCGAUAUGUUGUGCUGUAAAUUCAAAAAACCCCCGCUGAAAAAAUACAUGGAACAUCUGCAGCUACCAGAGACCAUAGACUCAUACACAGAUCGCCGUUACGUAGGGUGGCUCAUGCUUGUGACAAUCGCCUACAACUGGAAUUGCUGGUUUAUUCCCCUUCGCUAUGUGUUCCCAUAUCAAACCCCAAGUAACACAAUAUAUUGGUUUGCCAUUGAUGUCAUUUGUGAUAUUUGCUACCUCUGUGACUUACUGAUUUUCCAGCCCCGAGUGCGAUUUAUAAGAGGGGGAGACAUAAUAAUAGACAAAGUGGAAACGAAAAAAUUCUACCACAGCACUGUGAAAUUUCGGCUUGAUGUGAUAUCAGUAUUGCCAUUUGACAUUUUGUACUUCUUCUUUGGAUUUAAUCCAGCACUUAGAGUAAACAGGAUGCUAAAGCAUAACACAUUCUUUGAGUUUAAUGAUCGUUUGGAAGCUAUUAUGGAAAAAGCAUACAUCUACAGGGUCAUUCGAACAACUGGAUACUUGCUGUUUAUCUUACACAUUAAUGCAUGCCUGUAUUAUUGGGCUUCAGACUAUGAAGGACUUGGCAGCACUAGAUGGGUGUACGAUGGUGAAGGAAACAUGUAUCUGAGGUGUUACUACUGGGCGGUUCGCAGUUUAAUCACCAUCGGUGGCCUUGCAGAACCACAAACGCUGUUUGAGAUAGUUUUUCAACUGCUGAAUUAUUUCAUGGGUGUCUUUGUCUUCUCCAGCUUAAUUGGUCAGAUGAGAGAUGUAAUUGGAGCAGCAACAGCAGGUCAGAACUACUUUCGUUCCUGUGUGGAUAACACUGUGUCCUAUAUGAACACUUAUUCUAUUCCAAGAUUGGUCCAAAAUCGUGUUCGAACUUGGUAUGAAUACACAUGGGACUCUCAGGGAAUGCUGGAUGAAUCAGAAUUACUGGAACAGAUGCCAACAAGAAUGCAAUUAGCCAUCGCAAUUGAUGUGAACUUUGCCAUUGUCAAUAAAGUGGACUUAUUCAAAGGCUGUGAUACCCAGAUGAUAUAUGACAUGCUGCUAAGGUUGAAAUCCAUUGUGUAUUUACCUGGUGACUUUGUCUGCAAAAAGGGAGAGAUUGGCAGAGAGAUGUACAUCAUCAAACAGGGUGAAGUUCAAGUCCUUGGAGGUCCUGAUGGUACAAAAGUCCUGGUUACACUAAGAGCAGGAGCUGUAUUUGGGGAGAUCAGCCUACUAGCUGCAGGUGGAGGAAAUCGAAGGACUGCCAAUGUGGUGGCUCAUGGUUUUGCCAACCUUUUCAUUUUGGACAAGAAAACACUAAAUGAAAUCUUGAGGCACUACCCUGACUCAGAAAAGCUUCUCAUGAAGAAAGCAAAGGUGCUGCUGAAACAGAAGGGGAAACCUCCUCCAGGACCACCAGUACAACAACCACGAGGCUUGGCCAGUCUCUUCGGGCAGAAACAGGAAACUCCAAAAUUGUUUAAAGCGAUGCUUGGAGCCAGAGGAAAAGAUGGCCUUGCUAAGCUGCUGCAGCUGAAGAGACAACAAGACGCUGAGGAAGCUAAAGCUGAAGCAGAGACUAAGCCUAAAGAAGAGGAGAAGAUGUCUGAGAAGCCCGCAGCCUCCUCUGUACCCCCUGCUCCAAAGAGCGAGCCAAAGGCAGAUGCUAAGCCUGCAGUUAUGCAGAGAGCAACCAGUAAGGAGUCUCUGAUCAUCAGUAUGUCACCAUCCCCCAGAGCAGGAGAAGGAGAGAUCCUUAAAGUUGAAAUUAAAGAAUCACAAAAGAAAUAG
This is a messenger RNA of Lepidothrix coronata (blue-crowned manakin), 1989 nucleotides long. RefSeq names its product cyclic nucleotide gated channel beta 3 (gene CNGB3). The record is from RefSeq and is a predicted model, not a curated record. Gene Ontology annotation, biological process: monoatomic cation transmembrane transport. Bases 1 to 1989 code for a protein of 662 amino acids. NCBI's taxonomy places the organism in Eukaryota, Metazoa, Chordata, Aves, Passeriformes, Pipridae. The transcript is spliced from 16 exons. Gene Ontology annotation, molecular function: intracellularly cGMP-activated cation channel activity; protein-containing complex binding; intracellularly cAMP-activated cation channel activity. Gene Ontology annotation, cellular component: intracellular cyclic nucleotide activated cation channel complex; photoreceptor outer segment; plasma membrane.